AGAUCAGGAAUGGCAACCUGAAAAGCAUCCUUGGCCUCUUCUUUAUCCUGUCGCGCUACAAGCAGCAGCAGCAGCAACAGCAGCAGUACUACCAGUCCCUGGUGGAGCUCAGCCAGCAGACAAGCAGCACCGCACCGUCCCCCAGCAGCCUCAAAACACAAGAGAUGCAGUCCAGUCUCACAGCACGAUAUGCAAGUCCUCCGGGCCACAGCGGAAUAGGGUCGCCGCAGAAGAAGAACACRAGGUUACCUGGGCCCUCCAGAGUACCUGCUGCAGGCAGCGGGGCCUCCAGGAGCCCAGGCUCCUCCAGCCUCAACCGGCGGAGCCAGAGUUUUAACAGCAUCGACAAGAGCAAGCCUCUUCAAUAUGCAAGCGGCAACGACCGAGAGGCAGUCAGGGGCAUUCCAAUGUCCAGUGGGAUGAAUGGGAGUGGUAUGGUUCCUACCAGCCUUAGUGGGCAGCAGCUGGCCUCUGCCAUCCCCUCACCCACAGCUGGGAAGUCCUGGCGCAGCAAAUCCAUGAACCUCAAGCACAGCUCAACUUCCUCCAUGCUGGCUAGCCCCACACACUCGCCUUCCACCACACCUUGCCCGCAGACCCUCGAAGGCCUCCAAUUGCACAGAAGCGACGGGUCGAAGGUCGGUCCAGGUGCUCCAUCUCCCCAGAGAUCAAUGUUAGAGAAGUUUCGCCUGAUCAACCCUCGUUCAGCUUCAAGAGCGUCACCAUCUAUGGCAGAAAUGGCUCUGCAGGAGGAAGAUGACCUGUCAGAGUACGGUGAAGAYGGACUGACCCCCACGGGCUCAGUGUGCAGCAGUGGCAGUAGCAGUGCUACAGCCAAACAAAUCACUACAAAGACUCCAGCAUCAUCCCUUUCUGCAUCCAGCAAAACCUCAUCUUCAUCCAUGUCCUCAUCUUCAAAGGCCAGCAGCAGCAGGUCUUUGACUCCAUGCAAAGACAAGGAUGACAAAAGCAAACUUAGGAAGUCUUCUAAAGACAACUCACCUCCAAAAGAGGAGCGGGAGACUUUUGCUGACUCCACAAAGAAGACCUCAAAAAUUGCCAGCCUCAUCCCCAAGGGAGGAAAGUCAUCAUCAGGGAAGAAGGAUGCGUCCAGCAGCAUCCCAAAACCAGGGCUUAAAGCCCCCUCCACAACAUCAGCAAAGUCUCAGAGCUUGUCCCAAACCCAGAACCAAGCUGCCUUAAACAGCAGUGGCAACAUGCGGACAGGAGAAGGUGAAAGAGCCAAGCUGACCAAAGAAGGACAAGGUGGCAGUUUUUACAUACAGCGCUCAACUGGCUGCUCCGAAGGCAAGCGGAGCAGCAUGACCUCAUCUUCCAGUACGUCAGCCCUGUCUGGGUCUAGUGGGAUGCUGGGAGGUGGAGGGGCAGGAGGAUGUGUACUUGGAGGAAAUGGAACAGUUCAGCUUCCUCAGCAGCAGCAGCACAACCACCCCAACAUGGCCACCGUUGCACCUUUCAUGUACAGCAGGAGAGGACCCUGAGACGAGACGCAUGAGGACGGUGAAGAACAUCGCCGACCUGCGGCAGAACCUGGAAGAGACCAUGUCCAGUCUACGGGGGACACAGAUCAGCCACAGUACACUAGAAACAACGUUUGACACCACUGUAACCACAGAAGUCAAUGGGCGGAGUCUACCCACCCUUACUGCACGCUCCUCCCCCAUGGCCUGGCGKCUAGGCCAGUCCCAAACCCCACGUCUCCAGGCAGGUGAUGCCCCCUCCAUACCAAGCGGGUAUUCUGCACCCAGAUCGAGCACAGCGGGUGCUGGCACCAACACUGGCCGCUACAGUGGGCAUUCGGACCCCUCCAGAUACCUAACAGACGGCGGCCUCCAUAUGUACGCCAGGAAUCCAGGGCGAGCCUCAGACGGAGCUUCUUCUCAGGACGCCAUCCAGAGAAGAAGCAAAGAGCUGCCAGGUGACGUCGACAGUUGGGAUGACAGCAGCUCAGUGAGCAGCGGCCUUAGUGACACGUUGGACAAUAUUAGUACGGAUGACCUAAACACACCUGCGUACUCCACUGCGAGCUCUUCCCGCAAAUCUAAGGGGGCACAGUCCCAGAAAGGAAGCAGGUCCAAGCAUGUUGAACAGGAAGUGAGCAGCAGUUGGGUCGGAGCGGAGGACCUGAAGAAAGUGGAGGAAGAUCUGGAUGUAAGCAUGGAUCCGAACAGCAGCCCCUCCCGCUGGAAGCCCUCCUCAUCCUCCUCUUCCUCUCAGGCUCAGGGCCAGUAUGAGGACACUGGUCAGAAAGCGACUGCGUUGGCCCAGAUGUCCCAGACCGGCUCGUGGAGGAGAGGCAUGACAGCCCAGGUGGGGAUUACACCACCCAGGACCAAGGGGACCACUGCAGUACUCAAAACACCUGGCAAAACAGAUGAUGCUAAAGCAUCAGAAAAGGGGAAAGGACCUUCCAAGAGCUCAGCUGGCAUCCAGCGGUCUCCCUCAGAUGCUGGGAGAAGUAGCGGUGAUGAAGGCAAGAAACCCCCUUCAGGCAUAGUUCGCCCACCCACCACUGGCUCAUUUGGAUACAAGAAGAUCCCCGGUCCCUCRGGCACUCUAAUUACCUCCAGCGGUGCGACGCUUGCCGGUGGCUCAGCCACCCUGGGCAAGGCGCCCAAAUCUUCAGCUGCACUCGGUAAAGGCACGAGCAUGAGUGGCGUUCGGAAGACCAGCUUGGAUGGCUCCCAGCCUCAGGAUGACGGUGUUCUGCUGAGCUGCAGCGGCUCUAAAGUGACCCUGCAGUACCGCUCCCUCCCCAGACCAGCCAAAUCCUCCAGUGGGGCUGCAGCGGGGCGCAGCGGGCACCGCUCCAGCUCCAGCAGCAUCGACUCAAACGUCAGCGGCAAGUCAGCAGCAACACAAACAGGCACCAAACGUAGGGAUGGAAAAGUGGGCUCUGAACGCUCGAGUCCCAUCACCAUCAACCAGACAGAUAAAGACAAAGUUGGGGGGUCCGAUCAAGACCCAGCAACAGGACUGUCCACCUCUCCAAAGUCCAGCCCCACCUCCAGUUCAGCAAGCCAGACAGGCCUCAGGCAGCCGGGCUCCAAAUAUCCAGAUAUCGCCUCGCCUACGUUUCGCAGAUUGUUUGGCACCAAAGCUAGCAGCAAGGCCAGCUCUCCGGGCACGCCCGACUCUGGCAAGUGCCCGUCAAUACUGAGCAGCCCCCACGGCACGUUGGCGAGGCAGGCCAGCCUGGACUCCCCCUCCUCUGGCACAGGGAGCCUGGGCAGCGCUGGCGGCCUGAGCGGGGGCAGCAGCCCGCUCUACGGUAAAACCCCUGACCUGUGCACUGACUCACUGGCUUCCAGUCCCGCUUCUGGCCUCUCCCUGCCCUCCAACGCUCGCCCCUGGCCUGCCUGUAGCUCAUCAGCCGGCAGCAAGGACACCCUGAGCUGCCAAAGUAUGACCAGUCUGCACACCAGCUCUGAGUCCAUUGAUAUGCCGCUUGCCCACCAUGGGCCCAAGGUCACACGAACCGGCAGUAUCAAAUCCACCCUGUCUGAGGGCAUGCCCCACGACAGAAACACACUUCCCAAAAAGGGACUGAGGUACCCGCCGUCCUCCCGGCAAACGUCCCACGAAGAAGGGAAGGAGUGGCUAAGAUCCCAUUCCACAGGAGGCCUUCAGGACACUGGCAGCCAYUCCCCACUCUCUCCACCAGGAGCUUCCUGUAAUACCACUGGAAAAUAUCACUACUCCAACCUAUUGAGUCCAACCAAUAUCACUCAGUAUAACCUGCCACCAGGCAGCAGCAUGAGCCGCUCCAACAGCAUUCCCGCUCAGGACUCCUUUGACCUGUACGGAGAGGGUCACCCACUGGGAGGCAGCGCAACCUCCCUGGAGGACCGACCGCGAGCCAUCAGCCGCUCCGGGUCUUUCAGAGACAGCACUGAUGAAGUCCAUGGCUCUUCUUUGUCUUUGGUCUCCAGCACUUCAUCAUUGUACUCAGCAACAGAGGAAAAAGCACAUUCAGAGGGCCAAACAGUCCAAAAUUCUACGCAAAUCAGAAAGCUUCGCCGGGAACUGGAUGCCUCUCAGGAGAAGGUGGCAACCCUCACGUCUCAGCUGGCUGCCAAUGCUCACCUGGUAGCAGCCUUCGAGAAGAGCCUCAGUAAUAUGACUUGCCGUCUGCAGAGCCUCACCAUGACAGCUGAGCAAAAGGAGUCAGAAUUGGCUGAGCUGAGAGAAACYAUAGAGAUGCUGAAGACACAAAACACAGAUGCACAAACCGCGAUCCAGGUGGCACUCAAUGGCCCAGACCACCUUCACAGAGACCUCCGGAUUAGACGGCAGCACUCGUCAGAAAGCAUGUCCAGCAUCAACAGCGCAGCCAGUCACUCCAGCAUGGGCAGCUUGAGCAAGGARGCCGAGGAUAAGAAGAAGAAGAAAAAGAGCUGGGUGGCUGAUUCCAUCCCAGCUCAGUUACGCAGCUCCUUCAAGCAGGCGUUCAGCAAGAAGAAAACCAAAUCCCAGUCGUCCCACGACGAGACAGAGGAGAUGUCGGACUCUCUGCCAUCCUCGCCCAAACUGCAGCACGACAACCGGGAGGGCAGCAUCGCAACGCUGCGCUCCUCCCCCUCCACCACAGAGCUGUGUGAAUGCACCGAGGCCGAGGCUGAGAUCAUCCUCCAGCUGAAGAAUGAGCUGAGGGAGAAGGAGCUCAAGCUGACGGACAUUCGUCUGGAGGCACUUAGCUCUGCCCACCACCUGGACCAGAUCCGAGAGGCCAUGAAUCGCAUGCAGAAUGAGAUUGAGACGCUGAAAGCAGAAAACGAUCGCCUGAAGUCCAGUGGUAACGCCACCCCUACAGCCACUCCCAUAAAGACAGCCCGGCCCCCGUCUGAGACCUCCAGUACUUCCUCAACCUCCUCACGCCAAUCACUCGGGCUAUCCCUCAAUAAUCUCAACAUCACUGACACUAUCAUGUCUGAUAUCCUGCUGGAUGACAGCUACGAAGGAAAUCUGCGUAAAGAAAGCCGGAGCGUGCGAAUAGUGGUCAGCAUCAGCCGUGGACCAAACAUCAUCAAGGGUACAAGAAGCCAGGAUUUCUUGAUUGGAUCUAUAGGCGUAAGUGGGAAGACCAGGUGGGACGUUUUGGAUGGAGUCAUCCGGCGCCUCUUCAAAGAGUAUGUGUUUCGAGUGGAUCCUGGAACCAGCCUGGGCCUGAACUCAGACAGCAUCGUCUGCUACAGGAUGGGGGAUGUGAUUCGUUCCCACACCUCUGAAGUGCCUGAGCUGUUGCCCUGCGGCUACCUGGUGGGCGACAACAUUAUCAAGGUUCAUCUUAAAGGUGUGAAGGAGAACAGCAUCGACAGCCUUGUGUUUGACACACUCAUCCCAAAGCCCAUAAUCCAGAGGUACCUCAACCUGUUGAUGGAGCAUCGUCGGAUCAUCUUCUCAGGACCCAGCGGCACAGGAAAAUCUUUCCUGGCRGCAAAGCUGGCCGAGUACAUCAUUUCUCAGAUUGGACAGGAGGUGACUGAGCACAGUGUGGCCCGCUUCAAUGUGGACCAGAACUCCAGCAAGGAUCUGCGGCAGUACCUGUCCACCCUGGCAGAGCAUUGUAACUCUGAGAGGAUGGACUCGGAGCUCCCCACUGUGGUCAUCAUGGACAACCUGCACCACAUCGGCUCUCUCAGUGACAUUUUCAACGGCUUCCUCAACUGCAAGUACCACAAAUGCCCUUAUGUUAUUGGGACCAUGAGUCAAGGAGUUUCCUCCUCUCCAAACCUGGAGCUGCACCACAACUUCAGGUGGGUGCUGUGCUCUAACCACACGGAGCCGAUCAAAGGUUUCCUGGGUCGCUUCCUGCGCAGGAAGCUGAUAGAGACGGAGAUCAACAAGAAUAUGCGCAGCAACGACCUGAUUAAGAUCAUCGACUGGAUCCCCAAAACCUGGCAGCACCUCAACAGCUUCCUGGAGGCACACAGUUCCUCUGACGUCACUAUAGGCCCUCGUCUCUUCCUGUCCUGUCCCAUGGAUGGAGAAGGUUCUCGAGUCUGGUUCACAGACUUGUGGAACUACUCUCUGGUUCCCUACCUGCUGGAGGCUGUCAGGGAAGGUCUGCAGAUGAACAUGCUGCUGCGGCUGCAGGAAGCGGCCAACUACUCGAGCACACAGAGCUGCGACAGCGACAGCACCAGUCACCAUGACGACCAGCUGGACUCCUCGCUGGAGUCGGCCCUAUGAGACCCGUCUCUGGUACACCUGGAACCGUCAGCUUAUGGAAAACCUUUGAGCCAUCGCUGGUUACACUUAGUUCACAGAUAUGUGAUGUAUGAAAAGAUAUAUAACUCAGAAAGGAUCUCGAAAGAAAAAGGCCUAAUUUUUACAGUGACAGUGCAAUAUUAAAUCAGAGUAAUUUAUGUUUUUAACAGUGUCACCAACUCAGUCCUCAGUGGCUCGACACUGAUGCAUGGAUCAUGUUUACUUUACUGAAUUUAUUUUUCAAAGGGCAUAUAAAGUUUUAUGAAAAACAACUUUUCAUAUGUUUCUGAUUGAGAUGUUUCUGAUGAGAAGCUUCAGUUUCUCUGAUGUUUACGUCCAUCUCCAAAGUGUCACAAAUCUAUACAAAGCCAAGAACUUAAUGUGGCAAAGCUGGAUUUUUAUUUUUGUUUUUUAACCCGAUUUUAUCGAAUGAUGUUUACAUUGGGAGGGGAAUUUCUAUUGUUUAUGUCUUUCUUUGUUUACAGUGGUGCUUUUCACAGACACACACUCAUAAAUGCACUUAAUUGAGCGGCGGCAGGAGGAGAAUCUCCUUUACAUCUGAAAGUUUUAUCAAUUCAAGCUCAUCUGAUCCAUCAUCCAGCCUGCCAAAGUGUCACUGACGAUGGCCACCACUUUUUUAAGACCUGGAGUUCUAAUUUUAUGUAUUAAGUGGAAUGAAAAGGAUGGAGCGGGAUUAGAUUAUUUUCAUGGCGUGUUAAUCUUGUGGUUUCCCUCAAAUUGGAUUCUUCACUGACCAUCAGUUUUGGGCUAAAUUAUACUUUUUUCUAUAGCUGUUCUCAAUUUUAAUCUUCAUUACAACAAACAUGGUAGAUAUUACAAGAUAGGCCAAAUAUUUUUCAAAUAGACUUCUAUAAAUAAUACAUAUCUUAUCUGUUGUAGACAGCUUUUUGAACAGCCCCAGACUGAAAAAAUUGUUUGAAUUCAACACAGCUAACAAUCUAGCAGCUAGUCUGAACACAGCCAGAAUCAAAUUGGAUUGAUACRGUCAUCAAUAACCACCAGUUUAAAAAUUUUGUAUGGUAAAUAUUGCAAACACUGUUUUAUCUUAUCGCUGUCCAUUUUGCAAUGCAUAGUUACUUACAAAAGUGGUUUAAGGUGCAAAUAGCCGCAGCAAUUUGUAAAAUUAUAAAAUUCCUGCUGACCCAAAUUUCUAACCAUGUUGUGAAAAUUGACGACGUUAAAGUUAAAAUAUUACUGACAUGAAAGAAUUUUAAAAGAACAAGACUGUUGUUUCUUUAAGAAGGCAGAAACCAGUUUUGGAAUGGAAUUUUCUUUCUAUGAACUGCUUUCAUAAUGCUGAUUGAUGAUCUACAUUGGGUUUUUGUUAGCGGACUUAAAGUUAGCAAAAUUAAAUUGAAUGGAAGUGAAUUGCUUCGUUACCCCUUUGCAAAGUUUGUAAAAAUGCUAAUCUGCUAAACGAAAAGUUAGCUCCACUAUUAGCUGUUAGCGGAUUAGCGAAAAUUUACCCACCACUAGCCAAAAAUUUGGGAUUGGAGAUGUACCAUGGCAGCAAUCCACUCUGUUCUUAGCUGCAUUCAGACUCAAGGGGUCUCAGCAGUACACAAGGGGAGUUCUUUGGCCUGUGGGCAGAGUUUGGCGAAACCAUGAUUGGUCGGGUUGACUUGUCAUGUGGGCUGGGUUAAAAGAUAAAGUAAUAGUAAUAAUAGAAUUGUUGUGAACAUGUAAAUAUAAAUUAUUGCCUUCAAAUUUGGUGCAGCAAACAACUUACUGUCAAGAGUUAUGACUAAUAUUAAUAUUUAGAUUACAUAUUUUUUAAUCAUAUUACACAUUCCCCCAGCUACCCAGGGUUCAUCCAACCGAAUCAUUAUGAUUUCUUCAAACCAAAUCCAAAAUAGUCAAUCCGACCAAUUCCAUAAUUAACAACCUCCUCACACACACACACACACACACCAAGAAACUCACUUAGGGACUGCAGAGACCCCCUUCUCUUAGUUGCUAGCUUGUCAGUUUGGUCCAGCCCUCUUCAAAUGGGCUGGAUUAUUCUUUUAGYAUACAGCUGAGCCCAACUAGACUCAUAGAAAUGACAAAAAGCCAUUCUUCCUGCCCUAAACUUAUUUUUAUUUAACCCACAAGGUGCUGGACUCUUGUCCUAAUUUUCAGUGUCAGGCACUGCCAAGCCACUUCUCGAUGCCCCUCACGCCAAUGACAAGCACAAUGAGAGCGUCCUGUCUGCCCGUCACCCAGUUACUGUGAAGAAAACAUGAAAAAGUGCCAACGUUCCCCUUUUGAUUUGACUGCCAAAUGUACCCACCCACAGACAACAGAUUAAGUGGUCCUUGGCGUCUUUAGGAUAAACCAUGCCUCACCCAGACUCAUUUAAAUUGGUAGCAACAUUAGCUUUACCCUGGCUCAAACAACCGUGAGGUUUUCUGCAGCAGGGAAAUUCAAAAGGCAACACAAAUGCAUCAGACUUUAAAAAAAGAGAAAAAGACUUGACUGAGAAGUGCAUGCAGACCACUGCAAGUUCAUUUGGUUUUCCUGCUCAGCAUCUGCAUCCAUCUUUGUCUAUGAGGUACCAAAAAAAAGGAUCAAAAAGUGUUGCAUCCUUUACACAAUUUUAUACAUCAGCCAAGAGCUGAGACAAGGCAACAGCAUUAUUGGUGCUUUCUCACUGCCUUAAAUGUGCAAAAUGUCUUGCUAAAAAAAAGAUUUAAGAAAUAUUGGAUGAUGAUAAAGAUUUACUUCCUGCAAUGUCGAUCAUGCUGCUUGUAGUUAAAAAAAAAAAACCACUUUUCUUCUUCGUCCGAACCCCCUCUUGCUUCUUUCUGAUGGUGAAAACGGUGAAUUUGAUGCUGUAUUUGAAUUUAUAGCAGAUGUUGUAAAAAAUAAACAAUAAAUGGGGGUUUUGGGGUAUUUUUUUAGUUCUUUUGCACCCACUUGAGCUGGGCUCACUUGAAUUAACGGGAGCACAACUGAACUGUUACAAUUUUUUUCUUUUUUUCUCUCUCUUUAUUUUUUAGACUGAUGAGCAUGUUUUGAAGCUUUCUAAAGGGGAUGCAUUGUUAAAAAGACAUUUAUCUUUAUGUAUGCUUGUAUUGGAUGGAAGCCAUUUAGAAUGAUUUUCUUUUUCUUUUUUUUCUUUUUUUUCUUUUUUUUUGGAGGGGGGGUUGGUUUUGCACACUUUUAAGGUUGGGGCAGGUUGUAAAUAACUAAUUCUUGCACAGUGAAUCAAAGAUGCAUUAUACCCUGUUUAUGUUCCAGUAAGCUUAAUCCACUGAGUAAAUUAUUGUACUUUAACAACCGAAAGGACGAAAAAAAGAAAAAUGAAAAAAAAAAUACAAGAAAUACUCAAACACGCUGUCAGAAAACAGGUGUGUGUCUUGUUGUGAUGCCCAUGCAGGAGGCAUACGGUGUACAGUAAGAAGUUUUUAACUCACUAAAAUCACAAACUCAAGUACUCCUCAUCCUACCAUGAAUAAUAUGAGUCUGCUUUAGAAAUGUCUGAAGUUCKUUUGAAAGAACAGUCUGGUUGUUUCGAAAUGUGAUCAUAGCAAUAUUUAGUACUAGGGAUGCACAAAUACUUACAUUUUCCUACAAUUACUAUAUCUUUUUUUGUGAACUACUCAAACAGAGCCAGGACAUCAGUUUUCUCUAGCAUUGAUGAGCUGUAAAGAAAUCGGGAAGGUCAUGCUCAGAUCCAUAUAUUCCCAGAAUCCGUUUCUGCUCAGUGACAGACUGCUGUUAACAAACACUUUAAAUAGAUAGUUAUGUAGUUGGGAGUGCUAGCGGACCUUAACCCUUCAUGCUAUUGGAAUUGUGCAAAUGGUGAAGUCCACUCAGGCUGUUUUCUGAACACUAGUCAUGUGACUACAUUUGCUCGACACUGAUGCAUGUACAAAUUCUGAUAGCGGCCCCACUGAUUUCAAUCACAGUGCGCAGUUUAGCUGUCUUUAAACUUAAAAAAUAUCUGGAAAACAGCGUCAAACUCCACCGGGAGGACCACAAAACAUUGUGCUCAGUAUUUGUAAUAGUGACUCAGGAUACAAAUAUUGUCCCCACAUGGACGUUUAGCACGUAUUUUUUMAUGUUUUUUUCCAAACCAAGAUGCUAGCUAACAGCUGAAUUCGAGUGAUGGAACGAGUUUGAUUGGAAAAAAGUGCAACUCAAUGUCUGCUCCAAACAUUUUAUCUGAGGUAAAAAAAACAAGACAAGACCACCCGGAUCCUAUCCCUUCGUGGCAGAUAAUGUAUGUAAAAAUUUGAGGAUCGCUGUUCAACAAGCUCAAAAAAUCUGAUUUUAAGCUUAGACAUUAAUGAAAAAUCUCAUCUAUGCUAAAGGAAAGUUUAACAUAAAUCUGUUUAGAGCAAAUACACUGGGUCUGUAUAGCAGUUGAAUUUGUUCAAUUCCAAUUGCAUUUCUAUAGCACCUCAAUGUUUUCCCGAAAAACUUGUGAGCUUGCCCACUUUGCGCAUUUGUAACAAUUUUGAACUACAAAAUUAUUUAUGUAGGAUCCAGUUGCUUGUCUUGAAAGUUCUAGAUUUCGUUCCUACUCUUGACAACUUUGCAGUCCAUUUUACUUUUGUUAUUGCUCACUUUGAAAUACAUCCACGCAAAAAAAUUCCAGUUUUUUCUUUUCUUUUUUUGGCAUUUAGCAAGAUGCAUUACCACCGCCAAGUGUGUGUAGAUCAGGACAGUCUGUUAGAAAAAAAAACAUGGAGGACAUUACUUUUCCUCUACCACCAAGUGGGAGGUAAACUUUAAUCAUUUGUAAAGUGGUACUGGAACACUUUUUUGAGUAUGAGUCAUAGACAUAUAAUAGUCUAAGACCAAAUGUCCCACCUUCUUGUUUAUUUUGAAUGAUGUCAGAAGGAACAUUUUUACAGAGCUGCCAUGUUGUAUUUUUAGGACCAGCAUUUGUGCAGUAGUGGGGCUUCUUGUCCCAUUUACUCACCUAUCAUCCUGUUAGUUUAUAUGGAAGGAACGGGAGCUAAACUGACAGAGAAGCUGUCUUGGGACGAGUACACUGUAUUGAAAUCAGUGCAUUCCUAGUCCAACUUAUUAGCCAUGAGUUCAGUCACAGAACACAAAGUAUGACYAAAAGCCCAUAAGUCUUCCUCUAGGCUAAGCUAACAACUAGCUGAAACAACUAUUUGAUUUUUAAAUAUAUUUUCUUGUGAAGUACAACAUAAUGUCAAAAACACACUAUUAUGUGUGUCCUGCUACAUUAACACACCAACACACCAAUGUUUGCAUAGUAACAAAUUUUGGUUGAAAAAAUGGCAAAUUAAAUGUCAUGCAAAAAUGUAGAGGUAAAUGCUAAUGUAGCAUUUCAGCAUGUAAAGCUACGGGCUUAUUGUUUAGCUAGCCUUUAGCCUAGCCAGGAUGACCCUGGCCCUGUCCCAAAACCCACACUCCCACCCUCGUUCUUGUUCACCCUUGUGAACUUCAAAUGCACAUUCAUGUUGAAGGGUUUGAGUGCGUAGUGUGUCCCACAUUCUCCACAUCCGCCCUUCGCCCCGCCCAUUUUUGUACUAUGUACCCUUAUGCGAAGUCUGCAUUUUUACAGACCUCGGCGAUGUGUAUUACCCACAAUUCAUCGCUGUGUGUGACGUUUUGAAUUAAAAGGCAGAAAUCUGAAAUGUCCACUGAGAACCUUCCCGUUUAGUGGUGGCAGUAAUGCACUUAAAUUAGUCUGCCAACCACCAAUAAAACCAAAAGAAGAACUUAUAGAUGCAAUUGUUCUCAUACUCUGAUGUAUAAGCCUCAUUCGCUUCAUGCACUUUCUUCUCCUAAAAACGAUUGCUUUUUGUAGUUGUACUAUCAUUUUUAGCAAUACAAAUGCCAAAACAGUGACUGGUCCCGCCAUGUUGGAUGUCGCAGUUACGACGCAGAGGCUCAAGUCAAUGACGUAAUCUGUACUGUCCCAAUUCUCAAUUUUUUGCACGCUUGUAACCUGCGCACUCCAACACUUAUGUGCACUUUGAUUGAAUCCACACUUCACAGAGGGGCGUAGGGUGCGCACUGAGCAUUGGGACUGGGCCUCUUUCUCUUUCUUGAUGCUCAGUGCUUCCUGACUGAUGUUAUGGCUGAUGAGGUACAAUUUGUUUGAUAGAACGUCACUUCGAAAAUGACCAAACUGUUCUUUUAAAACCACUUUCUUUAAUCCACCGCCAUGUUGGGGUCAUUAGCUGCCAGAGGCACCGAAGCUGACCCAACACCGUACUGUACAAACCAGCUAACAGGUGCUAACGGUGAGUUAAAAAGCCCAUCAGAGACCAAGACGUCUUGUUGUCACAACCUCAGGAUAAACCUAUCCUCUACCUGUGUUCAGCUUCAUGUGUCUCUGCAAGCCAAGCCUCAAACGGUGCACACAUUCUUCUGACCAGUCUGCCUUACGUCUGUAGUUGCAUGCCAGGGUUGAAAUUACAACAGGUUGCGUAUUACUUAGACCCAUACACCAAACCUAUGUACACUCCUGUUUUAGGCCAUUAACUCCCAAAAUAACAGAGUUUUGACACCACUUUGUGUUGAUGGCUGUUUUUAUCCAACUUUACACUUUACAGUUGCAUCUCAGUUGAGACCAUAGCAUUUAAUCUGGUUUGAGAGAAAAUUUAAUCUUUUUUGUUUUUUGAGUGAAACAUUUGUCUGGAAAUGUUUUAUAUUUUGUACAUUUGUAUGUAACAUAUCAUGUAAAUAGAGAGAGACAGUGAUUUAACUCAUCUGGAAGAUUUUGUAGUCUUUGUAAAACCCCAAUAAAUGGUAUUUGGUGUCACUCAACAAAC
Austrofundulus limnaeus is the source of this 12995-nucleotide messenger RNA. RefSeq names its product neuron navigator 3 (gene nav3). Lineage: Eukaryota; Metazoa; Chordata; Actinopteri; Cyprinodontiformes; Rivulidae. The record is from RefSeq and is a predicted model, not a curated record. Gene Ontology annotation, biological process: nervous system development; neurogenesis. Gene Ontology annotation, molecular function: ATP hydrolysis activity; ATP binding; protein binding.